AUGACAACACCAACAAAUGUUGCAGAUGCUUACAACCGAGAAGAAUUGUUUCAUUUGAACAUUCAAGUGAAGAAGACUGUUGUACAAGCAAUUGUCGAUCCUGGAAGUCAGAAGAAUCUGAUUUCAGAGGCUCUAGUAAAGAAAGUAGGUUUAGAAACAAUGCCUCACCCUAAGCCUUACCCAUUAGGCUGGAUUCAGAAGGACAUUGACAUGCAGAUAACGAAGCAAUGUACCUGCUUCAAAUUUGCAAUCACUAAUCGUUAUAUCGAUGAAGUGACAUGCGAGGUGGUUCCAUUGGACGUAUGCCAAGUUAUAUUGGGUAGUCCAUAUCUAUGGGAUCGUGAUGCCAUUCACUACAGGAGGCUUCGAAAGUACCGUUUGGUGAAGGAUGGGAAGGAGUUCCACAUCAACGCUUGUAAGCCUCAAUCUACGGACAAUCUGUUGACAGCUAACCAAGCCAAGCGAUUGGUUAACUCUUGUGCACGAUUCGUUUUAUUGAUGAUUCGACCACAAGAUCAAUGUGCUGAUGCUGUCACCUUGUCAGCAAUGACUCUGACACCUUCACAAUGUUCCGAUAUUGGAAAAUUGCAGAAGGAAUUCAAGGAUCUUUUUCAUGAUGCGCAGGGGUUGCCACCGCGAAGAGCUGUAGAGCAUGAAAUCCAUUUGGUUGGAGAUUCACCUCUGCCAAACUUGGGUUUGUAUCGCACAUCUUUGACGGAGAGUGAAGAGAUCAAAAAGCAAAUACAAGAGCUUAUUGAACAAGGAGUUAUAAAGCCCAGUUGCUCACCAUGUGGUUCACCAGUGUUACUUGUGCCCAAAGAUGGAGGGUGGCGUAUGUGCAUUGAUUAUAGAGCGCUUAAGAAGAUUACUAUUAAGAAUCGGUAUCCGCUACCGAGGAUUGAUGAUCUUUUAGAUCAAUUGCAUGGUGCUCGUUACUUCACCAAACUAGAUCUCAAAUCUGGUUAUCACCAAGUACGCAUCCAUGAAGAAGACACUUGGAAGACUGCAUUCAAGACGAAGCAGGGACUCUUUGAAUGGUUGGUUAUGCCAUUCUGA
This is a messenger RNA of Rosa rugosa (rugosa rose), 1056 nucleotides long. RefSeq lists its product as uncharacterized. NCBI's taxonomy places the organism in Eukaryota, Viridiplantae, Streptophyta, Magnoliopsida, Rosales, Rosaceae. The coding region runs from base 1 to 1056 and encodes 351 amino acids. The transcript has a single exon. The record is from RefSeq and is a predicted model, not a curated record.